Messenger RNA from Salvia miltiorrhiza (redroot sage), 1233 nucleotides. RefSeq lists its product as uncharacterized. The coding region runs from base 1 to 1233 and encodes 410 amino acids. The record is from RefSeq and is a predicted model, not a curated record. NCBI's taxonomy places the organism in Eukaryota, Viridiplantae, Streptophyta, Magnoliopsida, Lamiales, Lamiaceae. The transcript has a single exon.
AUGGAUAUGCCUUAUUUAAUUGCGAUAAGAAUUCACUUUGGUGGAAAGUUUGAGGGGGAAAGAAGAUACAUAGGAGGUGAAGUUGAUGUUCUAGAGGAAUGUGAUUGGUAUUCUUGGCAAUUUUCUGAAUUAUUUAAUUCAUAUAUUGAUCGUGGGUGUAGUGAUGUUCAAAAAUUUGCUUUUAGAGUAAAGAACACUGAUGAAUUGAUGUUCUUUAAAGACGAUACUGAAUUUCGAACGAGAAUAUAUAAUUGUGUGGAUGUGGAAAAUGAGAAGUUGGAUGUUUAUGUUGGGGAUGUUGAACUUGAGAAUGAGGAUGAAGGUUAUGUUGGGCUGACAGAGGGUUUGGAAACUUAUGUAGAGGAUGAUUUGGAAGCUGAUGAUCAGGAUUAUGUACUAUCAUCAGAUGAGACAGAUGAGGUAGAUGCAACAGAUGAUGCAGAUGAGACAAAUGAGAUGUCUGAUGACUCAUUACUUGAAAAUGAUGACGUUGAAGCGGUUGGGAAGAUGGACAACCAGCUGCAAUAUGAUAAGGAUUGUGACCAUAAGCGUCUGAAACUACAACUUGGAAUGCAGUUUAAAGAUGUGGAAGAAUGUAAAUCUGCAGUUAAGUUGUGGGCAAUUAUGAAUGGUUACAAUAUCAGAUGGGUGAAAUCUGAAUUUGAUAGAGUAAAAGCUAUUUGUGAAAAAGAAUGUCCUUGGAAGUUGUACGCUAGCACUUUAACACGUGAACCAACAUGUGUUAUCAAGACAUAUGUUGGUGAACAUGAUUGUGUAAGGCCUCUUCACAAUAGACAGGCUACUUCAGGAUGGAUUGCAGAACAAAUGUUUGAGCAUAUAAAGAGUAAUCCUUUGAUGAGAGCGCAAGAAAUACAACUGCUGCUUCGGAAGAAAUACAAUACUCGAGUGGAACUUUUGCAAUGCUAUAGGGCCAAGGACACAGCUUUGAAAAAGUUACGAGGAACCCUUGAAGAACAUUAUGCUAAGCUCAGAUCCUAUAUUUCAGAAUUGCAAAAAAGAGACACAGAUGGCAAUUUCUGUGUCAAAACAUAUUUGGAUAACGCCGAAAAGCCAGUAUUUCAGCGAGUAUACAUAGGUUUCUCUGCACUUCGUAAAGGAUUUUUCAUUGGAUGCAGAAAGUUUCUAUCAUUCGAUGCUUGUUUUCUUAAAACUACAGUUGGAGGGGCCUUACUUGCUGCAGUAUCAAAGGAUUGCUGCAGUUUCACAUCAUAA